CACAGGACGUGGAAGGCAUUGUUGACACGCGUUAGCGUUACCGUCGUUACUUCUGUACAUUUUGUAUUUACAGAGAUAAGGUUAUUUUUGUUCGAGAAUCAUUUUCAAUCGAGAAUCUUUCAGGAGUUGGGGAUUUAAGCGAAGAAAGCUAACUGUGUAUUACCUUCAAGUGUUUGUGCAACUUUCAAGCUGGGGCACUUCCAUACUGAAGAAUUUAUAGCAGUUUUACAGCCACCAACGUGAAAGACUCGAAAGACCGUCUUCAGUGAUGUCGCAGGCCACCAAACGCAAGCAUGUUAUGAAGGAGGUGUUGGGCAACCUUGUCACCCCAACCGAAAGUCAGCAGAUCGUUAGGGUUUUAGGCAGCCCGGGGAAUAACCUCCAUGAGGUAGUGACAGCUCAGGGUGACCGCUUCCUGGUCAGCAUGCCCACCAAAUUUCGCAAGAACAUCUGGAUCAAGAGAGGUGAUUUUGUGAUCGUGGACCCCAUCGCAGAAGGAGAGAAAGUGAAAGCGGAGAUCAGCUUCAUCCUCUACAAGGACCACAUUCGCCAGCUACAGGCAACAGGCAUCUGGCCAGAUGGGUUCUCAGAGGACUCAGCCCUGGAGGAGAGGGGAGCGCAGCACACACAGGAAAACAGAAGAGGAGAGGAAGAGGAGGAUGGAGGGAUGUCUGAUUCAGACGAGGACGACGGCGACCUUUUUGUCAACACAAACCGUGUAAACUACCACUACAGUGAGAAUGAGGAAGAAACCGAGGAAGAAGAUGAUGAUGAUGAUGAUGAUGAGGAGGAGGAGGAGGAGGGGGAGAAUGGGGAAGAAGAGGAGGACAGUAGAGAGAAGGACAUUGUGGGAGGGCAGGACUAAGCCCUGCCCCCAGGAAUGACCCC
Molecule: messenger RNA, 888 nt
Organism: Megalops cyprinoides (Indo-Pacific tarpon)
Lineage: Eukaryota; Metazoa; Chordata; Actinopteri; Elopiformes; Megalopidae
Gene: eif1ad
Product: eukaryotic translation initiation factor 1A domain containing
Exons: 5
Coding region: 269-865 (198 amino acids)
Biological process (GO): translational initiation
Cellular component (GO): nucleus
Molecular function (GO): RNA binding; translation initiation factor activity
Source: RefSeq, a predicted model, not a curated record